Molecule: messenger RNA, 2026 nt
Organism: Chenopodium quinoa (quinoa)
Lineage: Eukaryota; Viridiplantae; Streptophyta; Magnoliopsida; Caryophyllales; Amaranthaceae
Product: E3 ubiquitin-protein ligase PUB24-like
Exons: 1
Coding region: 512-1822 (436 amino acids)
Biological process (GO): protein ubiquitination
Molecular function (GO): ubiquitin protein ligase activity
Source: RefSeq, a predicted model, not a curated record
AAUGAAACGAAUCCUGCGAAUAAAUUGGAUCCCAAGCCAAUCAACUCUUUUCACAUGGGCCCAAAUUAAUUAAUUCUCCAAUCACAAAAUUCCACGUGGCAAUCAUCUUUUCUCCAUCCCAAAAAGUCUCACAAAAUAUGAGAGUACAAAAUAUGACCAGUAAACACAACUAUGUAAAUGUAAUCAAAAGACAGCGACAUCCCAACUCAGUCCAUAUCCCAUAUUUAAUCAUAUUUAUUACUAAUCAAUCAAUUAAUUAAUUAUUCAGUCAAUAAUCUCCAUUUAUUUAUAUAAUAAAUCAUACGGUUACGUUCAAACCUCAUCAUUGAGAAUUGAGAUACUCCAUAUCACAUCAAUUUUCUCCCUUUUUAUUAUAAUCUUCUUCACCAGCCGCUAAUCUUUACCAUAUAUAUUCAAUCCUACACUAUUUCUUUAUAACUUGUACUCUUAUUUUUUGUUUAUCCAACUUCCUCCAUUUUUAUUUUAUUUUUAUUUUUCUAAAACCUAAAACAUGGAUGACCAUGAUGAAGUUGAGGUGCCCCAUUAUUUUCUUUGUCCAAUUUCCCUACAAAUUAUGAAAGACCCCGUCACGACCGCCACCGGUAUCACCUACGACCGCUCUAGCAUCGAGCGGUGGUUAAAGGAGGCAGUCGUGAAUGAGCCCGUUUGUCCCGUCACUAAACAACCACUUCCUAGUCAACAUUUAACACCUAACCACACCUUACGACGUCUCAUCCAAGGUUGGUGCGUAGCCAAUGCUAACCGUGGUGUUGAACGUAUCCCUACUCCUAAACCCGUCCUUUGCCGUGCCCACGUAUUGAAGAUUUUACGCGGUCUUAGCGUGCCUCGCUUGCAGUCUGCCUCACUCGAUCAACUCCUAUCGUUGAUCUCGACUACUUCGGAAGAUGAACAUGCCAAGGAUGAUGAUAGGAAACUCAUGGCGGAGUGUGGGGUCGUUAAAGCAAUGGCUUCGUUGAUUAUCACUUGUUAUAAGGAUAACAAGACUACGUUUCUUAACGAAGCCUUGAGAAUUCUUACAGCGGUUUGGGUACCGGCUAAUGUGUCCUCUGAGGUGAGGACUAUUGUGUCGGACAACAUUGACCUAGUCGAUGCUAUCACGUGGGUCCUCUUCGACAAAAAUGUCCAAAGGAGGACCCACGCGGUCAAUUUGAUCAAUGAGGUGGUCAAGGUUGCGGGCUCCAGCCUAGUCGAGAGGCUGAAGCCCGAGUUUUUCAAAGGAGUUGUGGGUAUAUUAUUGGAUCGUCAAAACAAUGAUGAUAACAAUAAUAAUAAGAAUAUCAAUGUAGGCCAAAUGAAAGCGGCCCUCCGGGUGUUACUCGAGGUGUGUCAACAUGGGAGGAAUAGGCACAGAAUCAUUGAAGCCAACACCAUUUUCCACCUUAUUGAGAUCGAGUUAGAGUUGGGCCUGGCCCAAUCCGAGAAGAAUAAGAAAAUGAGCGAGCUUAUAUUUUGUCUAUUAGCCCAACUGUGCUCCUGCGCUGACGGGCGAGCCCAAUUCCUAGCCCACUCCGGAGGGAUGGCUGUGGUGUCGAAGAGGAUCUUGCGGGUGUCAGCCGUGGUGGAUGACCGGGCGGUGCACGUAUUCGGGUUAAUAGCAAAGUUCUCAGCCACCAAGGAAGUGCUGCAUGAGAUGCUAAAGGUUGGUGCAGUUUCAAAGCUAUGCAUGGUGUUGCAAGCAGAUUGUGCAAAAUAUUUGAAGGAUAAAGUGAGGGAAAUGUUAAGGAUGCAUGCGUCUGCUUGGAACAACUCACCUUGUAUUCAAGUUUACCUUUUAACAAGGUAUCCUAUGUUACAAUUUUGAUAAUAUACAUGAUACAUAUUGAUAUGUAGUCCGAUCUACAUUUUUUUUAGUAUAUACAACUCUAUCAAUUAUGGUAGAAGUAAAUUUAGGUUUAGCAAAGAAUUAAGUGGAAGUUAAAUGUGGUAUUUUCUUUUACAAAUUGUAAUUAAUAUAUAGAGUAUAAAAUACCUAUAUGGUUUAUUUGAGCAAUAUAUAUUAUAUACC